Molecule: messenger RNA, 2030 nt
Organism: Octopus bimaculoides (California two-spot octopus)
Lineage: Eukaryota; Metazoa; Mollusca; Cephalopoda; Octopoda; Octopodidae
Biological process (GO): regulation of Ras protein signal transduction; cell migration; cell projection organization
Cellular component (GO): synaptic membrane
Molecular function (GO): GTPase activator activity; protein binding
Source: RefSeq, a predicted model, not a curated record
GGUCAGAUGUCUGGUUCCCGGUCAUCUGUUACCACUCCAGAUGCAUGCCCAUCAGAUGACUAUUAUGACUGGACCUGGGCUGCUGUUAAAGGUUCCCCAGGACCGACCCGCAAAGCUGCUGCAACCCAGACACCAGCUCGCUCACAAAUGGUACGCAAACACAGUACAGAUUCUCUGCUGGCAUACCGUACAUAUCAAAUGGAUGAUCCACUGGCAGCUGCAGCUGUAGUGCAAGGUCAGAAGGCUGGAAACACUUUACCUUCAGUGGCAAAAACAGGCAAGCCUGUUGGAGCUGCGGCAACCUCUACCUCACUCGGCAGCCCUGUGGAUCGAGCAAAGCGUUUUGAUGCAAAUGGAAGGACUGUGACACGGCCAGCAUCCAGAUUCAGGGAUUUACAACUUUAUAAAAAGCCACUGCAGAUCCACUAUGGAGACUACGAGUCCUACAGAAGUGACAUGAAAAGAAAGGUCGAGGUGCAGAAAAUUGCAGGCCUCGACGGAAUGCUAGGAAUCCAUGUUCUGUCUGGUCAAGGCUUAAAAUCAUCCAGGACAACAUUACGGGAUUUGUAUUGUGUCGUUGCAGUUGACUCAAUCAAUAAAGCACGAACAAUGAUUCGUACCGGUGCUGUGAACUUUGACUGGGAUGAAGCUUUCGAUAUAGAACUUGAAGAAGCCAAAGAGGUGUCAUUUCUAAUCUACAACUGGGACCCUAAUUUUAAACAUCGGUUGUGUUUCCAUGGAUCAGUAGUAUUACCAAAUUACAUAGUUAGUGGUGAAAACAAACAUGUAGCCCUCAAAGUGGAACCAAAAGGAGUUCUUUAUAUUGAGCUACUUUAUAAAAAGCCUGCGAUUUCCUUACAGCGACUGCCAUCAGCAAAGAAGAAUGCCUUGUUUGGAACUGAUCUUGAUGUUGUAAUAAGCCGAGAAAAUUCUGGAUUUGAUGUACCAUUAAUAGUGAAGAAAUGUAUUGAAGAAAUAGAGAUUCGAGGACUAGAAGUUGUUGGCAUUUACAGACUGUGUGGCUCUGCCAGGCGGAAAUCACAGUUGCGAGAACUCUUUGAAAAAAAUUCUGCUGAUGUUAAUCUAUCCGUGGAAUUUGUCACAGACAUACAUACGAUCACAGGAGUUCUAAAAGAUUAUCUAAGGGAACUUCCAGAACCACUAUUUACUAAUGUGUUGUACCAAAUGUUGUUGGACGCUCUUACCGUGCGUCUUCCAGGAGACCCUGAUGGAAGUGCCAAACUCAUGCUUAGUAUUUUAGAAUGUUUACCCAAGGCUAAUCAGGAUACGAUGACAAUGGUGCUGAACCACCUGAAGAAGGUUGCCAGCAAAAGUGAUUUAAACAAGAUGACCCCCGAGAAUGUGGCUGUCUGUUUCGGACCCGUGCUACUGUGUCCAUCCCCGUCGACAUCAGCUGACUUAGACUUCAGGAAACAUAUCGAUGUACUUAAAUACUUGCUUGAAAUAUGGCCAGAUGACUUCAUUUGUUCAACACCAUCAACUGAAAUGACUCCUCCUACUUUGGACUCGAGACCGUCACAGAAACCAACAACUCCAGAGGUACAAGCCCUCAAUGAAGAAACUAGUAAGGAACAGACAAAUGCAGGCGGAGCUGACCGAAGCCUCUAGGAUACAGCUGAAUGUAGGAAUUUUCACCACAGCUCUGCCUUCCCCAACUAUAGGAGAAAACGGUCUUACAACUUACAUUAAAGAAGUGGGGGGGGUGUUGUAGGAAGGUAGGAAAGCCUGAGGAAUUGGAGUUGUGCCUCCCCUACUGCUGCUGCUGUUGCUGUUGCUGCUACAAAUUAUGGGUGUGGCUAGUAAACACAAUACCACAUGAAAGUACAUGUAUUUAUUGCAUCUAUGUGCAUGUGAGUCUAUAUACAUGUACCUGUACAUGUGUGUGUAUAUGUGUGUGUGCGUAUGUGUGUGUGAAUAUUAAUUUGAGUUAAUAUGAGUGCCAAAAACUCAAUACUCCCUACUUAAUUUUUUAAAAAUUUGUUCUAUGAUUCACAAUCAUAUAUUACAUA